This is a messenger RNA of Rhipicephalus sanguineus (brown dog tick), 1337 nucleotides long. RefSeq lists its product as uncharacterized. NCBI's taxonomy places the organism in Eukaryota, Metazoa, Arthropoda, Arachnida, Ixodida, Ixodidae. Bases 126 to 1241 code for a protein of 371 amino acids. The record is from RefSeq and is a predicted model, not a curated record. The transcript has 9 exons.
CGCGUGCCGUAGUUCGAGGCGCGCAUUCGCGUGGGGUUCCAGCAGAAGACAGUCGCUCAGCGAGGUCGUCCGCAGGGCCUAAUUGGCAUUCCCGAUUCCUACUGUCGUAGGAGCAUCGAGGCAAAAUGGCCACCUGGACCGGGGACGACUGGCACGGCGAGGCGGAUCGUGACAUUGUUGAAGAGCCGGCCCGGGUGGCCGUCCGAAAUUCCAGCCUCGAGUGCGACAUCGACGCCUCGGUCACGGUGGCGCGCUCUAGCUACAUGGCCGCCGCGAAACGUUCUGGUCCACUUGUGGAUAUGCCAUCUGAAAAGUCUGGACUAUCUCUAGACGAGGACAGUCUCUUGGAAGGCGACCUAGACAAGGACUUCCCACGAGGUGAUGGCGCCCUCAUUCCAGGGUUCUCGGAUGUUUCCCUCCCCCCGAAGCACACCAUCACUGCCGAUCCAUUAGACUUGAGUUUGUCGGAGAGCGACGACUCGUUUGGACAGCAGUCGCCCGUGUCCAGACCCCUGGCCACGAUCCCGGAGGAGCCCGAGCUGGAGGAGCUCGAGAUGGAGCACCCACCCGAGCGCAACCCCGAGGAACUGAGCACGCACAUGGAAGAGGAGCCAGCUCCUCUCAUGCUCGACGCGCUGCCCAUUCAGGACCACGAGCUCUCCACAGAGGCCGGAAACGUGCCCGAAAAGCUGGCACCACCGCCAGCCGAAAGCCGGCCUGUGCCACCAUCGCUGUCCCAGCGAAACCAGCUGGGGCCACGCCGUAAGGUAACACCAGUUUCGAUCGAAGUCCAGAGUUCGGUAGGUGCCGAAUUCUCUCCACCUGUAAUGGCCAAGGGCUCCGUGGCCAACCAGUUCCUCGAGAAGAUUGGCCAGCUGCGUGGUGCCACGGUGUUGUCCGAAGGAGGCCACGACACGUGCACACUGGCCGAGGACCUCAUGAGCAUUGAGGGCUCCCAAAAGCAGCCGGACAAAUACAAAAAGGAAGAGUUCGGGGAGCUAUUCACCAAAAAGUCGGUCGUUGCUGCACAAUCCGCUUCAAAAUCGCAGGCCCAGUCUCAGACCGAAACAGAGGCCGAGUCCGACGACGAAGACUCCUCUGUGGACUUCGACCAUCUGCCGAUCCGAAGGCGCAUGGACAUUUGGAAGAGACGAGAGGACCGUGCGAUCCGCAAGGGCCUGAUACUGAUUCCCAAGGUGGGCAAGCAGGGCCGCUUCCCGAUAUCCGCUGCUGGCCUUUGACCUCUUCCCAGUCAUCGUUUUUCUUUUUUCUUUUUUUUUUCAACUUCUGUUUCCAAAAUAGACGACGACUUGUCUUCUGCGCCCUCAAGCUUGCUU